GGACCAGUGUAUGCCAUUUAGAGAGAGCAAGAGUGAAAGAGAAACAGAGAGAGAGAAAAAAAGAAAGAUAGAGAUAGAGAAAGAGAGAGAAAGAGAGAGAGAGAGAGAGAGAGAGAGAGAGAGAGAGAGAGAGAGAGAGAGAGAGAGAGAGAGAGAGAGAGAGAGAGAGAGAGAGAGAGAGAGAGAGAGAGAGAGAGAGAGAGAGAGAGAGAGAGAGAGAGAGAGAGAGAGAGAGAGAGAGAGAGAGAGAGAGAGAGUGGGGAAGGAGGAGAGGAGGAGGAGGGGGUUGUCGGGGGAGGGGAGGGAUCUGCAUGGCAGAGAGAGAGAGAGAGAGAGAGAGAGAGAGAGAGAGAGAGAGAGAGAGAGAGAGAGAGAGAGAGAGAGAGUGGGGAAGGAGGAGAGGGAGGGGGGUUGAAGGAGAAAAGUUGAGGAGAGAAAAGGAAGUUAGGAAAGAAGAGAGGGGGAUACAAGGAGGGGUGUUGUACCCCCUACAGUAAUGUUCAGUAAC
Molecule: messenger RNA, 508 nt
Organism: Closterium sp. NIES-67
Lineage: Eukaryota; Viridiplantae; Streptophyta; Zygnematophyceae; Desmidiales; Closteriaceae
Source: the annotation of a GenBank genome assembly